Molecule: messenger RNA, 255 nt
Organism: Anisakis simplex (herring worm)
Lineage: Eukaryota; Metazoa; Nematoda; Chromadorea; Rhabditida; Anisakidae
Source: the annotation of a GenBank genome assembly
AUGAAAGAGAGUAUGGAAAGAAGUCGCUCGUUGCAAGAACAAGAGCAACAACUCGUCACAACACACGUCUAUCAUAUGAUGAUGCAAUUGCAUCAGCAGUCAACGUUAGCUGGCAGUGGAUUGGGUGGGGGUAUGUCGGGCAGUGGCGAUAGUGGCAUAUCAUCACGGACGAUGGUCGGUCAGGCACCCACCAGCCCUGAGAAGAGUUUCUUGACAAGGCAACGACAGUGUGGCACAUUCAAUAUCUCGAGGUGA